UAACCAAGUAUUUCCUGACAAAACAACGCACGGAAAAACAAGAAAUAAAUUAAUAAUAGUUGGGAAUAAAGAUAUAUAUUUGACUGUUUGCAGAGUUAAAGAAUUAUCAUAACGGGUCUGUUGUGUUGUUUGAUACUGAUAAUGAAUUUUAUAUACGAUUUACCUGAACGACUUUUAACGGUGAAAUCAUUUUUUCCAGUUAUUCAAUCGUCAAAGUUCAAGCAAUAUUUAGAUGAUUGUUUAACCAAUACAAAACAAUUAAUUGUUGAUCAAUUUCAAGCAAUAUGUUGUAAAAGUUAUGAAUUGGAGAAAGCGAACCAAUUAACAUGUCAUGUUGCAGUUCAUCCAAAGAAUUACUAUUUAAAUCGUUAUAAUGAUAUUUUAGCUUAUGAUCAAACACGAAUUGUCUUAAAAAAUACAAACGAUCGGAAUCCACUUACAUUUUCUGAGUUAUCUACAAACUUAACUGGAUACAUCAAUGCUAAUUUUAUAAGAUCUAUUGAAGUACCGUCUUCAGAUGAUACUUUACUACGAGCAAAUAACCAUUGUGAAUUCAUUGCUACGCAAGGUCCACUUAACCAAACAAUUGGAGAUUUUUGGCAUAUGAUUUACAUGUUUAAAUGUCCAUUUAUUGUUAUGUUAACAGGGCUUCAAUAUAAUGGUCAAACUAUUUGCGAUUUAUACUGGCCGGAGAAAUUAAACAAUCCUGAGCAUUAUAAAUCCAAUGGUUUUGAAAUCUCAGUUACACUACUUGAAACUAACCAGUCGGAUUGUUUCAUCAAAAGGAUUUUCAGCAUUUCAAUGUCAAAUAAUUCAAACGAAUCACAUAAUGUAACUCAAAUACACUUCACAGAAUGGGAAAAUUUCAGUGUACCAACAAUUACAGACAUGGAUAAACUUGUGAAAGAAUAUGAACAGAAUUAUCAAUCUCUUGUUAAUCAUCAAUCUAUUACAGCCUCAAUCGGACCAACUGUUGUACAUUGCAGUGCUGGUGUUGGUCGAACUGGAACAUUUAUUAGUGCUCUUAUUGUUCGCAGACAUCUUCGAUCUGGUUGUCAAUGGAUUAGUUUACCAAGUAUUGUUUUAAUGUUGAGACUCUGGCGCCACUGUAUGGUUGAGUUGACAGAACAAUAUCUAUUUCUACAUGAAUAUUUCGCAUAUAUUUUGAAUCAAGAUAUUGCUAACAUAACAUUCUAACCAACUAAUUGAGGAAUAAUUAUUUUAUGUAUUAAACAACAAAUGAUGAAUAUACUAUUGUCAAAGUAUGAACUGGUCAGUCAGUCAGUAACAACGUAGAACUGGUAAUUUCAAUUGUUUACAUUUUCCCACGUUAAAAACAAGCCAUUCUGUAUUGAUCAAGAUUUUCUUUUUCAAAAUAUUCAUUUCAAGUUUUUGUAUAUAAUUUAAUUCUUACAUUUAUUAUUGUUUACAAUAUACAGUAUGUUGUUUUAGCAACAAA
This is a messenger RNA of Schistosoma margrebowiei, 1459 nucleotides long. The record is from the annotation of a GenBank genome assembly. NCBI's taxonomy places the organism in Eukaryota, Metazoa, Platyhelminthes, Trematoda, Strigeidida, Schistosomatidae.